Culex pipiens pallens (northern house mosquito) is the source of this 2744-nucleotide messenger RNA. RefSeq lists its product as uncharacterized. The record is from RefSeq and is a predicted model, not a curated record. The transcript is spliced from 10 exons. Lineage: Eukaryota; Metazoa; Arthropoda; Insecta; Diptera; Culicidae. Gene Ontology annotation, biological process: proteolysis. Bases 44 to 2704 code for a protein of 886 amino acids. Gene Ontology annotation, molecular function: serine-type endopeptidase activity.
CAGAACACUUGUUCCUCGCGAGUUAGUCGCCUUGCGAGUUAAAAUGUGGCUUUGGAUACUGGUUGCGGCUUCGUUCGGAGGCUGUGCCGUGCUAGGAAAUGUUGCCCCACACCGCGGUGAAUCGUUGCUGAUGCCCGACGAGCGUACCAGCCUGGACGACUGCCACGUUCGGUUCUACAAAUUUUACCUAUCCGGCCAAGGCGGUAUCGGCGGACGUCCAGCCCGCCUCAACGAGUUUGCCCACAUGGGGGCGAUCGGGUGGGCCCAACCGGACGGCGAAGUGGCCUGGAAGUGCGGCGGCUCGUUGAUUUGGGACAACUUUGUCCUGACGGCGGCGCACUGUGCCGUCGACGAGAGAAAUCUUCGACCGGAUGUGGUUCGUUUUGGCGAUUUGAACAUCUUCAGUCCGGAGGGAGAUGAAACUGCGCAGCAGAUCAAGAUCGCUGAGGUGAUUCGACAUCCGGAGCAUCGAUUCUCUGCCAACUAUCACGAUGUGGCGCUGCUCAGACUGGAGCGCAAUGUUUCGAUCAAUAAAGCUGUAGUUCCAGCUUGUCUGUGGCCCCAUCAGGAAGUGCGCUUCAAGCGUAUGCAUGCCGUUGGAUGGGGUCAGGUUGGAUUUGGAGAAAAGCAAACUCCGGAAUUGCUAAAGAUGGAGUUGUCACCUGUCCCAAGUUCAGAUUGUGAAAAAGUAUUCAACAAUGAAACCAUUCGGAAGUUGCGCUUCGGACUUCAAGAGCAACACAUCUGUGCCUCUGACAAAGUUGCAGACACUUGUCAGGGCGAUUCCGGGGGACCACUCCAAGUCAAGCUUAUGCACAACAUCCGCGAGACUCCGUUCAUCGUCGGAGUAACCUCGUUCGGGUUGCCAUGCUCUCCGGAUAAUCCAGGCGUGUACACCCGGGUAGCCCCCUACCUGGACUGGAUCGUGGCCACCAUGAAGAAGAGUGGCGCUCCCGUUGACCAGCAAACGUUCAACACGACCACGUGUGCCCAUCGGUACGUCAAGCUGCGGGAUUAUUACGAUGCGAUUGUUACCAAGCGGAACGGUUCGCAUAGUGAAAUCGAUGCUUUUCGGCAACAUUUAAUAACCCGGCAAAGGUUGCCUCCGUUUGUGGCCAAACUGGGCUGGGGAAACGGAACUGAGGCGAACGAAAACUGCUACGGAGUAAUCGUGGACGAGGAUACCGUACUGACGGUGGCGGAUUGUACGGAGUUUAAGGGAAAACAAGUCAGCCAAAUUGUUCACCAAGAGAGAGUUGAAAUAUCAAGCGUACAUGUUCAUCCUCGGUAUAAAAAAGGCACCAGUUAUUACAACAUUGCAAUUUUGAAGCUUAAAACGUUUCUAAACUUUCAAUGGGGCACACAACCGAGUUGCAUUUGGCACGGCACGGAACUCCCACGAAAGCAAUUUGAAACGCUUGGUUUUGGACGAACCGAUCUCGUGGACGCACUUUACGAAGGAAAUGAGCUGGAAUCAAAUCCCCGAACCAGUCCGUUAAUCUCCCGGAUAUCCGCGCGCAACGAAUCGUCCUGCCGAAUUUCUAAAGCCCACCUGUCCCGCAUGAGGCACGGCCUAGCGCGGGAGCACGUUUGCGCCGGUAACGAUUUCUUCCUGGUUCCCGAGAUGUGCCAGCUCCCGGCCGGGGCACCACUGCACUCUUCGGUCGUUAUCCAAAGCGAAUCGUACGACACAACCUUCGCGUUGACUCAGUUUGGCCGGGACUGUGGCUACGGCGAGCACCUGAUUGCGACCCGCCUGUUUAGCCACGUGGACUGGCUAAAGUCGGUGCUGUUGCCAGAGGGUGGGGGUUUCGCCGGCGGAGCGGUUCAAUUUUUGGACCCGGAUCGGUUCGAGGGAGAUCGCUGCCGCGUUGAGGUGGACGGUGACGGACGGUGCGUUCCACUGGGGCAGUGCUUUUUUAGUGGGAAGGAGUUUGCGCAGCAGAAGGUGGUGAAAUUUUGUUCCAACACUAGGGUGGUUUGUUGUUUGAUGGAUAGGAUCGAGGAGAUCAAGCAGGAAUUACGGAGGACGGAGUUGGACGAGUGUCCUGCACUUGUGAGGAGCUUGAAACCUCAGUAUCUGACUACUUUGGUGACUUUUGGCUGGAGAAACGCAACUUCAUACAAUUAUCGGUGCUUAGGAUCUAUCAUAACUCGUCACAUGGUCAUAACCACCCGAAGUUGUUUGGAGGGUGGAAAACCGGACGUGGUGAUAAUAAACGAAAAAAUCAAUAUGUUCCCAGUUGGUGAUGUCCGGUUUCAUGACUCGUACAACGCUACCGAUAGUAGCUUCGACAUAGCACUGGUCGAAGUGUCCAAACCGUUCACCUGGACUCCGUACGUAUUCCCAAACUGUUUGUGGACGAACAAAACGCACACUCCGUUGGUAAUGAGGAGAAUUUACGUCAGCGAUAAAGACAAUAUCACCAUGGAACACGUGGUUUCCAAGUACAAUUCGGACUGCCAGCGGCAACACCCGACCCAGCUGCGCCGAUCGAAGCUAUGUGUGAAACGUCCUUCCACGGCGGAUGAAGGGGCCAUGUGUAGCAACUCCGGCGAUGUGUUGCUGUCGCAGGCGCCGGACUACGUCACGUAUCUGGUUGGGCUGGGACUGCGUGAGCAGCAGUGCGAACGCUGGGACUACGGAACGUAUACCCGGAUGUCGGCACUGGUUGGCUGGAUCAAGAGUCAUGUUACGGGGUGAUUGCGGUGGUUGCAUUUGCUCAAUAAAUUGUGAGUUAAAA